AUGGGCGCGAGCUGGUCACGCCUCGCGGGCUCGGGGCCCCCCGGCGGCGCGGCGGCGCCGCCCACGCGGCCGGACCUCGAGCUGCUGCGCAAGGAAGAGCUGGCCCUGGAGGCCGCGGCGAUCCCGCCGGAAGACGUUCCGUCGUGCCUGCACUUGUUCGACCGGUGGCUCUCGUGCUAUGCGCUCGGCUCGCAGUUCCGGCACGCCUACCGCUACGGCACGGUGGCCGACUGUGCGAACUACAGCAACGACUUUAAGUUUUGCCUCACGAUGCGGAAGCUCGAGCCGCAGCUCCGGCGCGAUGCGUACCUCCAGCGCCGUGCGGAUGAGCGGGCGCACGCACGCCGGGGCUUCCGCUCGAGCGAGGCCGUGUGGGAGAUGCGCCGCGAUCCCUUGCUGGAUCCUGCGCUGGCGGACCCGGCGUAUCCGCCGCCCUCUUGGGGUGCGGAGGAUUCGAUCUUUUCAGUUCUGCUUCCGAAUGGGCUUGCCCUUGUGGACAACCAUACCAAGCUUACCACGAAAUGA
Malassezia sympodialis ATCC 42132 is the source of this 525-nucleotide messenger RNA. RefSeq lists its product as uncharacterized. The record is from RefSeq and is a predicted model, not a curated record. The coding region runs from base 1 to 525 and encodes 174 amino acids. The transcript has 2 exons. Lineage: Eukaryota; Fungi; Basidiomycota; Malasseziomycetes; Malasseziales; Malasseziaceae.